AACCCACAUGGCCUUACUAAAGAUGGCGGCUUCAACCUAGCAUCUAUACAAAAGCGUGCUAUUUGGUUAGAUCGUGUGUUAACUUGGUACAGUCAUGAGUCUAAGUGGUGUGUCAAGCUUAAUGGGAUCCUCGGGAGACAGUGUGGAGAGUUUGGAGGCUGCUGGAAGGUUGUUGGAGAAACACUUACAUGAGGACAACAGCUUCAUGGAGCUGAGUGGCCAGCUAAGGAUAGCCACACACGUCCAGACAAACUGCAGCGGACAUACAGACGUGGAUUACCCGUCUCUGCCGUCCACCCUCCCCAGUCUGAGCUCACUCCCACACCUCGGCCCAAUCAAGCACAUUCCUAUUCCACCAGAACUGCUGCAGGAGUUUCAAAACAUGCAGUGCAACUGUGCUAUGAACUUGAUGCCGGAGAUUCGUAGGGCGUGGCUAACCAUCGACUCCACCAUCUACAUGUGGAAUUACGAGGAUGGGAAGGACCUUGCCUACUUUGAUGGACUGAGUGAGGUCAUUCUGGCAGCUGGUCUGGUCCUGCCUAAAGAAGGAGUGUUCCAGGAUCAUAUUGAGUACUUGUUGUGUCUGACCACGGCCGUGGAGGUGGUGGUGUUAGGGGUCAGCUUCACAUCCUCCCCGACGGACACACACUCUGAAAUACACCUCCAGCCGGAGCCUCUGUUCAACGUGCCCUCAGACAAUGUGUGCAUGGUGGCUAUAGAGGGCACUCCUGAUGGCCGCUUGUUUCUAGCCGGGAGGGACGGCUGUCUGUACGAGAUCAUCUACCAGGCCGUGGAUGGAUGGUUCAGUAAAAAGUGCCGGAAAAUUAACCAUUCCAUUUCUAUGGUUUCGUUCCUCGUACCAUCUUUUCUCUCAUUCUCUGAAGAUGAUCCGCUGACUCAGCUAGUGAUUGACAACAGUCGUCACGUUCUCUACACACGUAGCGACAAUAACACAAUCACAGCGUAUGAUCUCGGCUCUGACGGGAAGGGGUUAAGAAGGGUGGCCAGUAUUAGCAUGGGUCGUAUAGUUCAAAGGUCAUUGUCGGCUCUGAGGUCAGCUGACAAGACGUUGGUUAGUCCUCUGGUGUGGAUAUCAGUGAUACCUGCCUCUGAGUCCCUCACUCUCCACCUACUGGCAGUCACCAAAUCAGGUCUUCGUCUCUACUUCACCACUACGCCCGGUGGUAUUGCUGCCCGUCCCUCUCUCCUGGCUCUGGUGCACGUUCGUCUCCCCCCGGGCUACUCCCCCUCCUCCACACAACGCCCAGGACCAACCGUACACCAAGUCUUCUAUAGGAAAGGUGUUCUGGUUCUAUCGUCAUCGGUAACAGAAGAGAGAGAUAACCUGUGGAUGGUGGACUCUGACCUCUUCCCAUUCCAAACAGCCCUCAUGGAAUCUCAUGUAACCAAUCGUCUUGAAGGUCGAAUGUGGGCCAUUGCCGAGUCCAUUCAGCCAGGGGAGCUAGAGGCCAUCUCCUCCCCCACACCCUCACCACCCACACUUGUCACACAACAUGCACGCCCCUCACGACAGUUUGUACUCCUCACCACACAGGGGAGUUAUAUAGUCACGAAACUCCGCCCAAUGGAGCAGCUGCAAUUCUUAUUGGACGCUUGUAAAAGCGGAACUAGUGAAAGCAUCGAAUCUUUCUUCACACUAUUCAAAGAGACGCAAGCGUGUGCCAUGUGCCUUAUCCUAGCAACCAAGAGCUCCCCACAGGUGUCAGCCUCUGCCACUGAAGCUUUCUUCAGGUACGGAGGAGAACCUCACUUUAUAUUCCCCACAAACCUCGGACCCGCUGGAUUGUCACAAGGGGGCGUGGCCUCUCCAAUGCAGACUCCACCCCCUUCCAAUAUUGCCUCAACAUAUCAGACCACCCCACAAACGCUCACACCUCAACAAGGGCCAGGUGGGGGGCCAGGCACACCUGCUCAGUAUGGUACCCAGACACCCGGCACUCCUGCAAUGGGAAUGGGACCUCAGGCUCUGGGUAGGGCACUUACUGGCCCUGAGGUGCAUUUGUCUGGUAGACACGAUGGUCUCGUUCGCUACUUGUCUCGUCUAUUGCGACCACUGUGGAAUGAACCGGUUGCCGUGAGCUACAAACCUCCUGGAGACAUACAAAAUGAACAAGUUGAAAGCAGAUAUUCCAGAGAAGAAUUGACCAUUUUCUCUGAGCAGUUGCACAAUCUAAAGAGUUUCUUGGAGACCAACAGACAGCUGUUCUCAAUGUCUUCUGACAGCCUGCGUAUGUCAUCUCCGUCCAACGUCCACCAACGAAUGCUGCACUUCAUGCGUCCUGAUGGUAUGGACACUGUCAGCCCCGCCCAUGUACAGCAGUCCCUCAUGAAGAAAUACCAAGCUGAUGCUCAUCAAAUGGAGCAAAGUUCGUUGCUCAACCUUCAUGCUCUUAUUGUCCGCUGCUGUGAAUGUCUGUCGCUAUGGAAACUGUUCACGGAGAACCAGUUCAGCCUCGUAGCAGCUGGCCUGAGCAAGGACAACCUAAUGCUGCUGCAGAGGACCACCUUCAGCUCUCUGUUUGUGAGGGGAAAGCAGCUCAUAUCGUCGCUGAUAACCUCCCUCUUGACCCGCCACGCUGUUGACUCGGCAAUGUCUGACACCCUCACUGUUCAGCUGCGAGGCUCCACCCCCUCGUUGUUCUCACAAGAUGACGCUGUGCUGAGUAAAGGCCUUGAGCUUGUCACGAUGGCCAAGGCCAGUCAGAGCAACUACGACCGACUCACACAGCUCAGAGAAUCUCUUAAGAACUUCAGCCGUGUGACCCACCAGUUGCCCCUGGCGACCAUUGUGGAGCUGUACAGCGAGCUGCACUUUAUGGAGGGGGUGGUGGAGUUAGCGCUGUGCUCGGCCAAUCACAAGGACCCUCAAAAUCUGGGACUACACUUCUACAAGUCGGGGCAACCCCCUGAUGAUGUCAUGGGACAGAGGGCUUUCAUGGAGAGACAGGAGCUAUACUCGACAGUGACUGGAGUGCUCUCUCAGCUGUUGUUACGACAGAGGACACCAGGUCCCGCCCAACAUAUUCCCACCCGGCCUGGACCACCCCCUGACAAGCCAACGGAAGACCACCCAGACCCACAGAAAGAGUUUGAUGAAACAAUAUCCAUAGCUUUGCGUUCAGACGAUCAGCUGUUUCAUGUGACGUUGUACAGCUGGCUUAUCGGAGAGGAUCUGGCUGACAUGGUUGUCGAGAUCCAGUCUCCGUACAUCGAGGAGUACCUCAAAUACACAGCCACCAUUCAGGAUGACAAUCGCCUCAUUUUAGACCUCCUCUGGCGCUAUUAUGAGAGGAACAAGAAUUAUGCGGCAGCUGCACAAAUACUCGACAAGAUUGCACAUACUGAGGGAUCUGACCUGGAAUUGGAUGAAAGGCUUGAAUAUAUAUCUCGAGCUGUCAUGUGCGCCAAGAGCUGUAACCUAGCAACAUCGGCAAGCAGGGCUGGUGAAAUAUUGCACGAGUUAGAAGAAAAAAUGGAAGUUGCUCGUAUCCAACUGGGUGUGUUAGACGCUCUUAACCUUCGACCCCGUACUCCAGACGUGGCAGCUGCCAUAGGGAUGCUUAACGAAGAGCUGAUGGAUAUUACAAAAUUGUACGGGGAUUUCGCUGAGCCAUUCGAGCUGGCUGAGUGCAAGCUGGCAAUAGUGCACUGUGCUGGCCACUAUGACCCCACCCUUAUAGAGUCACUGUGGAGGGACAUCAUCGAUAGUGUCCUGCGAGUUGGCCCACCCACUGCCCCGGCUCAGAUGCAAGCUAUCCGCACCAAACUCAUGCAACUAGGCCCUCUCUACUCGGCCAGCGAGCGUUUCUUUCCCCUACGGUAUCUGGUGGUCAGUCUGGAGAAGCACGCCUGUCAGAGGGGGUGGGAGAGGGGAUUCCCCCACCAGCUGCUACUGGAGAUUGGAGUCUCACUCAAAUCUCUGUUCCUAGUCUACGACGAAAUGUACAAAGCAAAGGACGCUUACUGGGCGUCUGUUGGCUCACCCCUCUAUGUUCUGGUUGCCAUGGCUUCUGUUGUGGACUCUUACCUGCAGAGGCCCUCUAUGGUCACCAUCUAUGAGAAACCCACCUUCACCGCCUCAGUACAGGACGCCCUCAAUCGCUACCUGGUGGAGCUGGGCACUCUCAGCCCAAGCACUCCACACUAUCGAGAAAUAUCCUCCAAACUUAGAGACCAACAAACUAGACUGCAGAGAAUGACUCUUUAGUUAAUAUUCAAUUAGUAAAAUUAUCUUUGUGUACUCUAUUUGUUUAUUUACAUACUUGUAACUCUGCUGUACAUGACAUGUCUUGUUGAUUUAAUGUUGAAACUAUAUACAA
This is a messenger RNA of Halichondria panicea, 4340 nucleotides long. Its product is annotated as nuclear pore complex protein Nup155-like. Gene Ontology annotation, molecular function: structural constituent of nuclear pore. Gene Ontology annotation, biological process: RNA export from nucleus; protein import into nucleus; transcription-dependent tethering of RNA polymerase II gene DNA at nuclear periphery. The record is from RefSeq and is a predicted model, not a curated record. Gene Ontology annotation, cellular component: nuclear pore inner ring; nuclear pore. The transcript has 25 exons. NCBI's taxonomy places the organism in Eukaryota, Metazoa, Porifera, Demospongiae, Suberitida, Halichondriidae. Bases 95 to 4228 code for a protein of 1377 amino acids.